UAAGCCACUCCGGACGUCAACGUCAACCCAGAAGAAUAUUUGUUUUGUCUGUUUCAAAACACCAGAUACAUACAUGCGAUCUUAAUUUACCAUACCAUAUAAGACAUUUUAUUUUGCCAUCAGUUGAGUAUUUUUAAGAAGAAGAGUUAAGAACGCAUCACACGACGAACGCGAAAGUCGUUUUUUUAUAGCAUCCAAAACUUAUUGUAAGAAGGCCAGCAGACGACAAAGAAGUUAGUCUUGGAGACAGGUGGAACCCGGCGUACAUUUCCUUACAUAAAAUCAAUUUCUGAGGUCACGCUAUGGUACCUGUACAAUAUGUUUAUAGUUACGUUGUUUUGAUAUGUUUGUUGAAUGUAUAUCGAGUGCCAGUGGUCAAAGCUAGCGACAAUUCUAUCACAAUGUGCAAUUCGACUAAAAUAGAUCAAGUAAAUUGCACAAGGAAUUCCUCCGUUUCGCAAAAUAAUACAAAAAAACCGAAGAAAAGUUUCUCACUUCCUCAAGAUAUAUUAAUAACAACAAUGGUGGUCUCCACAGUUGGUGUCCUUACAAAUGGUCUUCUUAUUGUUGUUAUUGUGAAGGAUCCUUUAAACAAACUAAGACGAGGACCGUGGAUUACCAUCUUAAGCUUAUCUAUAGCUGACAUCAAUGCAUCUUUGUCCCAAUUCAUGAUUGUUGGAUUGGGUAGAUUGUUCGAGGUCAAACCAUCAGAAGCUGUCAAUUAUUCUGUCCUUUUCUUUUGGAUGUUUGGGGCUGCGGGCUCAUUUUUUCACUUGACAUCACUCACAUGGCAAACUUACAUGAUUGCAAAGUAUCCCAUACGUAGCCGACAGAUGUUGUCUACCAGAAAAAUAUACAUAUUAUGUGCGACUGUUUGGUUGAUUGCCAUUUGCAUGGCAUUUGGUGAACUCACAUCAAUUUACAUCAAGAAAAAUGAACAGCUUAUGUACACCUAUAUCACAGUAUAUGCUGUCUUGGAAAUCGCUGUUUUACUUCAGAUCAUAUUGAAGUGUUUCAUACUUAAGGCUGUAUUGCAAAGUCGACAAAACACUAAAGUAAAUGCUAAACAGCACAACACUAAACACUUUGAAAUUGUAAAGACAAUCAUUGUGCUGAAUGUCUUAUUACUGGUAACUGCAUUUCCUUAUUUUGUCGCCAAACAAGUGGAGUUUAUUCAAAGGCUUGGAAAAAUACAAGGUGAAUUGGCUUGGCGUUUUUCUUACUACUACGAACCAGUUGCCAUGGUGAAUUUCGCUGUCAAUCCAAUUGUGUAUGCACUGAGGCUUCCAGAUUAUCGAAACAGUAUGAAGGCGUUUUUUAGAAAAAAGAAUACUGUUUUUACUCCAACAUCCAAGUCAACAACCUUUUCCUUCCGGUCCACCAAUAAGACAUUUGCGAUGUAACUACAUUCAUCGUUUAUAACUUUAUGAUUAAUAUACAAAUUUUUUAUUUGAGUAUAGUAUAGGUAAUAUUAGCAUAGUUUUAAAGGGAAGAUGAAAGAAAAAGAAACUAUCAUGAUUUGUAGCGAGAUUUAAACUGACUAAAAUUUACAGCCAA
Xenia sp. Carnegie-2017 is the source of this 1557-nucleotide messenger RNA. RefSeq names its product galanin receptor type 1-like. Gene Ontology annotation, biological process: G protein-coupled receptor signaling pathway. The record is from RefSeq and is a predicted model, not a curated record. The coding region runs from base 303 to 1403 and encodes 366 amino acids. Gene Ontology annotation, molecular function: trace-amine receptor activity. The transcript has 3 exons. Gene Ontology annotation, cellular component: membrane. Lineage: Eukaryota; Metazoa; Cnidaria; Anthozoa; Malacalcyonacea; Xeniidae.